AUGAAUCGUUCUGACAUUUCAAUCAUUUUACAUGAGCUCAAUUUAAAUGAAAAUUCUGUAGCAAAUAUUUAUAAUUAUGGUUCAUGGGUAUAUGGUACCAAUACUCCUACAUCUGAUCGAGAUCUUAUGAUUGUAACUCGAUCAACUGAUAAAGAUCCAUUAAAAUUUGAUCCUGAUUUCGAUUAUUUUCAUCAAUUUGAAUUACAUAAAUUAUGGAAUAAAUAUGAUGUUUGUAUUCAUAGUGUUGAAAAUUUUGAAAUACUUUUACAAAAAAAUUAUUUAUUAGCUAUUGAAUGUAUAUUUCUACCUAAUGAAUUUAAAAUUAAAGAAGAAAUUGAUUUUCGACCAAUUUAUCUUGAAAAAUAUUAUGAUAAAUUUCGAUUAAAACAAGUUGCAUUUUAUGAAAAUCUCACAGCUAUGAAUAUGUUCAAUGCAAAUAAUAAUAGUUCAUAUUAUCGAAAACGUAGUUCAAGAUCAAGUCAAUCAAACAAAGAUUAUUUAUUUAAAAAUUUAUUUCAUGGUUUUAGAUAUUUAGAUUUUGCUGAACAAUUAAUUCAAACACGUUCAAUACAUGAUUAUAAACGUGUAUCACAUAUAUUUAGUGAAAUGAAAGACAUACGUGGCGAUCCAACAGAUAAUUCAAAUAUAGACAUUGUUUUCAAUCUUGUGGAUAAGUUAAGUAUUGAAUACAAAGCAAAAUUAGAUACACUUGUACCUACAAAUAUUAUCAAAGGUACAUUCGAAGCACAUGUUACAUUUGAUUGUUCAUAUAAUACUGAAGAAAUUGUUGAAAAAUUGGAAAAAGCAUGUGAAAAUACAAAAUAUAAAAUUAUAUUUAUUGACUCGGCUACACAACAACUAGAAGGUGAACAUAUACAAUUAAUAACAUCAUCAUCUUAUUCUGGUGAAUAUCCAUCAAUAGUUAAACAAAUUGAGAAAGAAGUACAUGAACAUUUUAAACAGUUUAAUAUUAAACGUAUUAAAAUAAAAUCAUUAGCAUCAAACGAAGGUGUACCACAAACAGAUAUUGAUAAAAGGCUAUUUUGGAGUAAAAAAACAUAUUAUUUCGAGUUUCAUUAUAAAAUAUUGGUGAAAAAAGGUCGUGGAGAAAAUAAACUAAACAAACUUCGAACUAUCUGUCAAUCAAAUCGUAAAUUUUGUUUACGUGCAUCAUAUAAUGCAUUUAAACAACUAGAUCAAAAACAUUUUCAUUAUACGGUUACAACACGUUUAUUUGAUAGUGAUCGAGAGAAAGCAUUUAAAAGCAAUGAUGCAAUUGUAGAAUAUUUAACAAAAAAUAAUUUUCCACCAUUAGAAACUGUUAGUGAAUUUAUUGUUUAUGAUACGCAUAUAGAACUUGAUAUGCAAUGA
Messenger RNA from Rotaria sp. Silwood1, 1371 nucleotides. NCBI's taxonomy places the organism in Eukaryota, Metazoa, Rotifera, Eurotatoria, Philodinida, Philodinidae. The record is from the annotation of a GenBank genome assembly.